AGAGAAGAGGCAGUCUGUUUUAGAAAGUAUCAUGCAAAUGUGUCAUAAGAUUAAGUAAAUCUUUCUAAUCAAUUUUCAGGUUCUAGAGUUCAAAGUGGGAUCCCGAACUAUGUCAACAUUCCGCACCCAGGCAACCCCCAACGGCAGCACGUCAAUGGCCCCCACUUUCCUGUUGGUGGGCAUGCCAGGCCUGUCAGCUGUACCCUCCUGGUGGACAAUACCCCUCAUCACUGUCUACUUUCUCUCUGUCUCGGGCAAUGGUACUAUCCUCUGGAUCAUUGCCCUGGAGCCCAACCUGCACCGCCCCAUGUACUUCUUCCUCUUCCUGCUUAGUGUGUCUGAUGUUGGCUUGGCCUCAACUCUGAUGCCCACCCUGCUGGGUCUUGCCCUUGCUGAUGCUCAUGCUGUCCCUGCCUCAGCCUGCCUCCUACAGAUGUUCUUUGUCCAUGUCUUUUCCGUUAUGGAGUCCUCUGUCUUGCUUGCCAUGGCCGUAGAUCGGGCACUGGCCAUCUGCCGCCCUCUCCACUACCCAACACUUCUCACCAAUGGCGACAUUAACAAGAUUGGCCUGGCCAUUGCUUCCCAAUGCCUGGGUCUCCAUCUGCCCCUGCCGUUCCUCCUGGCCCACAUGCCCUACUGCCACCCACAAGUCCUGACCCAUUCUUAUUGUUUGCACCCAGAUAUGGCCCGUUUGGCCUGCCCAGGAGCUUGGGGUGCAGUUUACAGCUUCUUUGUGGUCCUGUCAGCCAUGGGAUUGGACCCCCUAAUUAUUUUCUUCUCCUAUGGCCUGAUUGGCAGGGUAUUGCAAAGUUUGGGGUCCAGUGAAGAUCGUUGGAAGGCUUGCCAAACCUGUGCUGCCCACCUCUCUGCUGUCCUCCUCUUCUAUGUGCCCAUGAUCCUCCUGGCACUAAUUGACCGUCUUAGAGUGCCAAUCCCUCAGCCUGCACAUACACUUCUCUCCUAUGUCCACUUCCUGCUUCCUCCACUGGUAAACCCUAUUCUCUAUAGUGUCAAGAUGAAGGAGAUUAGAGAGAGAAUUAUUAAGAGGUUGUACUCCAGGAAGGUGGGUUGUGCUUAGUGAGGAGGAUAUCCCUCUACAUUUGGUGGUUCAAGGCUAUCGGAUGCAAAGGUUACUAUGACUGAGAAAUCAGUUCACCAUCCAUGAAAUUGUCACUCGGGUAAACAUAAGCACACAUUCACAGAUGUAUCUGCUUGUCCCGAGAAGUGCACAUGUAUUUAUCGAUGAAAGCUUACAAGCCCCAGAGAAUGACAGUGACAUACCCACCGUAACACUACAGAUCUGUGGGACAGAAAGAGCCAGAAUUUAGGUCUUGUCACAACGAUCGAAGUGUGUGUCUGUUGUUUUGUUUUUGUUCAUUUCUCCACCACAUCUAUACCCUAAUAACUGAGGAAACUGGAGGAGUUAAUCAGCUACACAGUGAAGGAAAGAGAAGACAGAAAUGUUCUCAUCUAGACAGAGGACCUUCAACUAGUGUUGGAACUUCAUAAGAAGUAGAAAUUCUGGCUUAUCCAUGGGGAUUGUAUAAA
Equus caballus (horse) is the source of this 1548-nucleotide messenger RNA. NCBI's taxonomy places the organism in Eukaryota, Metazoa, Chordata, Mammalia, Perissodactyla, Equidae. The record is from RefSeq and is a predicted model, not a curated record.